This is a messenger RNA of Gossypium raimondii (Peruvian cotton), 2322 nucleotides long. RefSeq names its product probable protein phosphatase 2C 27. NCBI's taxonomy places the organism in Eukaryota, Viridiplantae, Streptophyta, Magnoliopsida, Malvales, Malvaceae. The transcript has 4 exons. The record is from RefSeq and is a predicted model, not a curated record. Bases 831 to 1976 code for a protein of 381 amino acids. Gene Ontology annotation, biological process: protein dephosphorylation. Gene Ontology annotation, molecular function: protein serine/threonine phosphatase activity; cation binding.
UUCUUUUUCAUCGUCCAAUUCUCUCUUUUCGACGCCUUUUGCUUCUCUCUCUCUACCUCUCUGUCUCUGUCUGUUUCAGGGUUUUCUUUCUCUUGGAUCAUCAUCAUCUUACAGAUUACCCAAAGACAAAGCACCAAAGCAUCAUCAUUUUCUACCCUUUGUGAGAGUUUCUUUGCUAUUUUUUUCCUUUUCGGCUUACUCCAAUCCUUGGAGCUUCUUGUUUAUUGCUCUAAUCAUCUGGGUUUUUUUUUAAAAAAAAUUUGUUACCUUGAAUGAAUAUUCUGAUGUUGUUUUCCUCGAUUGGGUGGGAGUUUUUGGAGUUAUGAUCUGGGGUUCUUUUGGAAACAUGAAAUUACCCCAACUGCUUCAAGUUAUUAUAAAAAGAAUAACCCAAUUUUUAGAUGGUUUGCUGGAUACCUUCAUCAAAGGUAAUUAAGGGAUUGGUAUCAUAUUAAGUUAGGAUUUUUCUUGUUUUGAUGCUAUCUGCGUAAGGGUAGUUUGAUCUGGGAGUUGACUUCGAUUCGGAUAUUUUAGAAAUUUUCACAGCUUUCCACAACCAACUGGUUUUCUCAGAUUUUUUUAUUGCUUGGGUGAUUUUUUAUUAGCUAUUUUGUUUAUCCCUGGACCUUUGAUUUUGUCUCAAGAAAAUAUAAGUUGGGAUAGUUUUUGAAUAUUCAAUCUUUUAUUCGGCACAUAUCUGAGAAGUUGCUAUAGAAUUUGGUUGUUUUGGCAGAAGUUACUCCAAUAAAUUUAUAUAAAGGGGUUUGGCUUAUUUUUGUUUAACUUGAAAGUGUUCUUCGAGGUCUUUGAUUUAUGGUUGGGAAAGGAAUAUGGCUGCCCGUAUGGAUUUUUCACCUCCAUUUGCAAUCAUAGAAGGUGGUUACACUAACGAUAAUGUACCAGACAUGGAUAAUGAAAAAUUGGAUAAUGAAAAACAAGUCACUCUCGGGAAACCUCCGCGCCACCUCUCCAUUAUGCAACAUUGUGUGAGUUCAGGGAGGCUGAUUGCUGAGGCUAAUUUGGAAUUGGAUGUUGGUAUUGUAGUCCACAAGUCAUCUUCUGAUGAAAAGACUGAGUUUUUGCCGGUCUUGCGAUCAGGAAGCUGUGCUGAGAUAGGACCCAAACAGUAUAUGGAAGAUGAACACAUUUGCAUAGAUGAUCUUAUUGGACAUCUCGAGACAACUACAAAAGUCCCUUCUCCGGGAGCUUUCUAUGGGGUUUUUGACGGUCACGGAGGAACAGAUGCAGCCAUAUUUAUUAGGGAGAAUAUCCUUAAAUUUAUAGUUGAAGACUCUCAUUUUCCAAUUUGUGUGGAGAAGGCAAUCAAGAGUGCUUUUCUGAAAGCUGAUUAUGCAUUUGCAGAUGCUAGUUCUCUUGAUAUAUCCUCUGGCACCACUGCAUUAACUGCACUUAUUUUCGGAAGGACCUUGAUAAUUGCAAAUGCUGGAGAUUGUCGAGCUGUGCUGGGAAGGCGAGGUAGAGCAAUUGAAAUGUCCAAGGACCACAAACCUAAUUGCACAUCUGAAAGACUAAGAAUUGAGAAACUUGGUGGAGUUAUUUAUGAUGGCUACCUGAAUGGGCAAUUAUCUGUGGCACGCGCACUUGGAGACUGGCACAUGAAGGGGCCGAAAGGAUCUGCCUGUCCUUUAAGCGCCGAGCCAGAGCUGCAGGAGACAGACCUUAGUGAUGAGGAUGAAUUCUUGAUAAUGGGCUGUGAUGGGUUGUGGGAUGUAAUGAGCAGCCAGUGUGCCGUGACUAUGGCGAGGAAAGAGCUGAUGCUUCAUAAUGAUCCUGAAAGAUGCUCAAGAGAACUUGUCAGGGAGGCAUUGAAGCGCAACACCUGUGAUAAUUUAACAGUGAUAGUGGUUUGUUUCUCUGCUGAGCCUCCCCCUCGAAUAGAAAUACCACAAUCCCGUGUUCGGAGGAGCAUAUCAUCAGAAGGGCUAAAUUUACUAAAGGGUGUGCUGGACUGUUAACUGAUGAAACAAGCGAGGGUUGAACCAGAUUUGUGCAUGAAUGCAUUGGAGGGCGAAAUGGUCGUGGCAUUUUUCUACUGAGUAGCUGCAGCUGCCCCCUUCACACCAUGGCUAACAUUCAUCCUUCAUCCAGGGACAUCCUUGUCGUGUAAAAUAUCAUUCUUUUUGGUUUUUAAAUCCUGUACACCUGAGAUAACUCAUGAUGUAGCUCCGAUUUGCAGGAUUCAUUGUUCUUCCUUUCUUUCUUUCUUCAUCUGCUUACUCCUCUGUAAAUAAACUGAAUCUUGAGAGAUAUGUUCUAGCAGUCUUUCACUAAAUCAAAUAAUUUGAUAUCAUUGACCAUUAA